Molecule: messenger RNA, 4889 nt
Organism: Homalodisca vitripennis (glassy-winged sharpshooter)
Lineage: Eukaryota; Metazoa; Arthropoda; Insecta; Hemiptera; Cicadellidae
Product: protein disulfide-isomerase A5
Exons: 12
Coding region: 362-2329 (655 amino acids)
Biological process (GO): protein folding
Cellular component (GO): endoplasmic reticulum
Molecular function (GO): protein disulfide isomerase activity
Source: RefSeq, a predicted model, not a curated record
CACUUGUUUGAGAUUUCUACCCUCCCCUAACCCGAAUUUAGUGUCAACUGUACCAUUUGGAACAAGUUUUACUGUGACAUUGUGACGCCGCCGAACGAAUGUUUUUUUCUUCUUUGUAGUUUACUAGUUCACGUACAAUGAUUCUGAUAUUCGAGUUAGUUUGUCAGUGGUAGUGGACGUGUCAGUUCUGUUCUGGAUAGGUUGGCGUCGGCUUAGCUGGCUGCCUUUAUUUGACCGGCAGGUUAUGUAGAGGUAGCGUUCCAAUCUUGUCCAAGUUUCUGAAUAAUUGAUAAAUAUGUUUUACUCUCGGAAAAAUGUUCGUAAAUUUAGAAUUCUGUAUUUAGUUUAAUUAUUUUAGAAAAUGACGAGAAUUCUUCUAAUUUAUCUGUUUGUUUUGUUGAGUGCACUUCUUGCACAAUGCAACAAACUUAACCCUGUGGAAGAAUUCUCGGACCCGAAGUUGUUCAAACAGCUGCUGCGCACUCGGACCAAUGUUCUGGUCUUGUUUGCCCAAUCUCGGAACGCCAUAAAUGACAUCUAUAAGGCCUUCAAGGAAGCAGCAUCAGAGGUCAGAGGCAUCGGCACCAUGAUCUUGAUUGAUUGCUCAGGGUCAGGCCAGAAGCUGUGUCGUCAGCUGAAAGCCUCUCCUGAUCAGUUUGUCAUGCAUCACUAUAAAGAUGGCAAAUUUCACAAGGUGUACGAUCGACAGCUGACAACAAAGAGUCUUGUGCGCUUCAUGAAUGACCCCACAGGUGAUCGUCCGUGGGAGGAGGAACCUACCAGCAAACAUGUUAUACACUUGGACACCCCUUCGAAUCUUAGUAAGCUGUUGAAGAAACACAAGCGAGUCCUUGUCAUGUUUUAUGCCCCGUGGUGUGUUUACUGCAAGCAAAUGAAGCCUGAAUACGCUGCUGCUGCAGCCAAAGUGAAGGAGAAUGGGCUAGGUGUGUUGGCAGCCAUGGAUGUCCACAGAGCAGAGAACACUGGCAUGAGGACCAAGUACAAUAUCACAGGAUUUCCUACUGUACACUACUUCAAGAAUGGUGAAAUUUUGGCAACCUAUGAGGGAGAAAACAAGCAAGAUAAGAUCGUGGAGUUUAUGAAGGACCCAACAGCAGUCCCUGUCAAAGUCAAAGAGACUCCUUGGUCUGAGGAACCAUCAGAAGUGAAACAUCUCACUACAGAUACAUUUGAUCAAUUCAUUAAGGAGAAUCCGUCAACCCUUGUGAUGUUUUACGCUCCAUGGUGUGGUCACUGCAAGAACCUCAAGCCAGAGUGGGUGAAAGCAGCAGCUGUGGGCAGCAAACAGCUCAAUAACGGAGUAGUUGCUGCUGUAGAUGCUACUAAAGAAAAUGCCUUGUCUGAUCGUUUUAAGGUUAAGGGGUUUCCCACCAUAAAGUACUUCAAAGAUGGAGAGUUUGUGUUUGACACUCCGAACUUGAGAGACUCAAAGAAGGUGAUAGAGUUUCUGCGAGAUCCCAAGGAGCCACCGCCUGCACCACCACCAGAGCCUGCGUGGGCAGACGUACCAUCUGAGGUGGUUCACCUCACUGAGGAUAACUUCAAGAGCCAAUUACGAUCAAAGAGGCAUGCCCUUGUCAUGUUUUACGCUCCCUGGUGUGGCCACUGUAAGGCUGCAAAACCGGAAUUUGAAAUGGCCGCUGAACAGUUGAAGGAAGAACCUCGGAUGGUUUUAGCUGCAGUGAAUUGCGUUGACAACCCAGCAGUUUGUAAGCUGUAUGAUGUCAAAGGCUAUCCAACGUUCAAGUACUUCAAAUAUCAAAAAGAAUCUUCUGGUUAUGAUGGCGGAAGAAAGGCUGCAGAUUUUGUAAAUUUUUUGAAGAACUUAGAAAGAGACUCGGGGGUUCAGACAGGAAACAGUGAACAGUCUUCCACCCAGGCUUCAGUUGCCAAGGAACAGAAGCCAGUUUCAGAGAAUAAAAAAACAGAGAAACGAGAGGUUCCAAACCAUUCUGGAUCUGAUAAACUUCUCCAGCUGACAGAUGGCAACUUUAAAACACUUGUGGGAGAACACAAGCACCUAUUUGUCAUGUUUAUUGGCAAAGGAUGCAACAAGUGCGACAGUGCCACAGCUGUGUUUGGUGAAGUGGCCCGUAUGAGCGACCCCGGCUCAGGCCUAGCCACCUUGGCUGUGUGUGAUGUAGACACCUCUCCUGCAGUAGCAGCUGAACUUAAGGUCGACACCCUGCCCACCUUCAAGUACUUCAGAAAUGGCAUGUUUGUCCUCGACUACUCAGGAGAAAUUGUUGCAAAUCUUAUUCAUGAAUUUAUUAAAAGGUUGAAGAACCUCUCUAAAGACGAACUCUAAUUAUUAGUGCAUUAAGGACAUUGUCUCAAAGUGAGGAAAGUAUAAACUACCGAAAACUAAAAAAAAACUUUCUAAACAAAUGCACGUUGAAAAUUUUGAAAAUAUAAAAAAAUUGUUUACAAUGUAUUUUUUAAUUGGUGAUGGUAUAUGGUUUGUUAUUUGUACACUUUUGCAACUAUUUUCGUGUAAAAUAGUACACUCAAUUCCCUGACUAUGUUAUACGAAUGUUUACGUGUGCUGUAGUGAACAAAACUUUUUUAAAUUUAACUAUUCACUUACUGUGGUCGUGUUCUGACAAUUUUCGCUUUUAGAUCUAUUUAAAUUAAUUAUUUAACAUUAUGUUUAUUAUCAAUGAUAAUAAUUUGACUGUAAUAGUUUAAUGUUAUUGUUGAAUCAUAACAAAUGUAGAAGUAUGAUAUAAAAUAAGUAUAUGACAUAGUUUGCUGACAAAGACUUACAAUUUUGACUUAUGCUGCAGUGUUAGUUUCAGAAGUGUAUUACGUUUCUCAGCCAAAACCAUGUAGUUUGAAUGACUAAAUUAAUAAUCUUAUUUUUACUGUUAAAGUACCAAAACCAAAUUUUUAGUAGGUCAAUAAUAAAACUUGCUAUUUUAUUUUGCUUAGUAUUACAGUUAAAUUGGGUUUUGGCCUAAAGCAACUUGAUUUCUUGAGUACAUUUUUUUCUUUAACAUCUUGCUUUAUCCAAGAAAUAAUUUUGCUUUUUGUCAUAAAAUUUGGGUCGUUCCACAAUUUCCAUAAAGCCUUGAUAUUGGAAAUUGUGGUGAUAUCUGAAUUUGCCUCUCAUACAUGGUUUAGUCAGUACGUUUCCCAACUUCAAUAGUAAAUUAGAACUAUACCUCAUAUUUGACACUAUUUUAUAAAUGUUACACAGUGCAUCAAUUGUUUGUUCAGCAGGCUGUCUUUGUCAGCAAGAAAAUAUUUCAAAAUCUGUACUUAAAUAAGAUAAUUACAGUUUCUAACUAUAAUAUUUAAUGAACAAAGUUUGUGUUUACGAUAAUAUGUUCCAAUAGUUUUGGAUUAAUCUAAAUUAUAUUUCAGUAUGUAAUAGCCUAAUGUUUGCAUAGCAGGUGUAGUAAACCGCCAAAGAGAGGACAAAGUUUUAAAUUUAAAGUAAUAUAAGUAUUGCCGUUUUAUAGUACUAUUUUAGGUAAUAAAUCAUAAACGUAUGUACCUCUCAGGCAAAAGCAUUAGAUUGUAUCUCUUAUAAAAUGUAACGUGUUAGUUUUAAAAUUAAAGUAUAGGCAUGUAUGAUUAUAGUCUUAAUAGGUCAGUUGUACCAAAAUAAAUGUUGUGUAAUGUAUUUUAAUUUUAAAAAGUUUCAGCCGAUUUCACUCAAAAGGGAAUUUAUUACUUGAGUACAAUUUGCUCGUCCAUGCCAUCCUUACCUUCCAAGAAAUUUUUUCCCUUUUGGGUAUAAAAAAUUUGGGCCGUACGACAAUUUCCAUAAAGCCUUGAUAUUGGAAAUUGUGGUAAUGUCUGAAUUUUGUCCAACCAUAUAAUUUGUUUUAAUAUGCAUUUGUCUAAUUUCAUUUAGCAUAAAUAUCUUUUUACUUUCUUUAAUUGCACUUAGAUUUUCAUAUAUUUUAUAAGAAUUAUAAACAAUUAAAAAUAAAAUAAAUUUGGAUCGUGCUGGAAAUUCCAUAUAGCCUUGACAUUGGAAUUUUUGGUAAUGUCCAUAAAUUUUAAAACAUCUUUGCCUGUUAUCUUUAAUAUAUAAAAUGUACAGUGUGUGUUGCAACAUUAGGCAUUACAUUUUGUAUCUUCCCAAAAAGUAAGAUACUUUAAAAUACCUUGUGGAAGUGUAUAUUCUUGUUAAAAUGUUCAGGACUAUUUUGUAGCUCACAGAUGUUUAUUUAUUAGGAUAAUUAACUAAUCCAUUUCAUGACAAGUUGACAUUAAAUGCGAUUGAACAAUGUAACAAAGCAUCAUAUUAAUCUCAUUAAAUCUUCUAUGAGAUUUGUUACAGAAAUUAAGUGCCUUUUUAGUAACUAAUUAAGAUAGGAGGUAAAUGUUAUAUUUUGUACAAGCCUUAAAUGUCAUUAGAACAAGAUUAAUUUUAAUAGUAAAUUCUAGAUUUCUUGCAGUACUUACUUCCCUUGCAAUGGUAGGAGGAACAGAGCGAUGCCAUCUUACACAUUUCAGUCGGAGUUGUAUUUGUUGAUUUUGUAGUGGAUGACAGAAUUAGCAGGUAAUAUACUCUGAUGUUCACUCGAUAACCUGUCUUCCAUUAGUCUCAGAUAUCUCCUAUACGUUGUUCCCGUUAUUAGUCUAUAUUUGUGAUUGUAUGUGAUAACUUAACCCCUAUCAUAUCUAGUUUAAGUCUAUUUUGUAUUCCUGUAUUGUUAACACUGCCGUUUGGUGCUUUGUAUAUUUAUUAUUGCUUUUGUUAGCGUGUGCUCACAGGGAACCUAUUUACACUUUUGUACGUUACUUGUAAGUGUUGUACUGUAACACAGGGAAUAACUAUUAAGUGGUUGUAAAUUUGUGUACAAACAUUUAAAAAUGAUAAUAUGAUGUUGAAUAAUAUUUAUAAAUAACAA